This is a messenger RNA of Caenorhabditis sp. 36 PRJEB53466, 257 nucleotides long. The record is from the annotation of a GenBank genome assembly. Lineage: Eukaryota; Metazoa; Nematoda; Chromadorea; Rhabditida; Rhabditidae.
AUGUGGUGCGUGCCAUAUGCUCCGAGCCAGUAUGUCGUCCAAUUCAUCUGCACAGUCUCCUUAGUGGCUCUUCAAAGGUACCGAACCCAGCCCCGUGCCACGUCAUCACCAUGAUUAUCAUUCUUUCCAGACACAAAUACUGUGUUCGAUGGCAGAACGGCCGUCGGUCGGCCAUGUUCUACGUGAACAUCGAUGAGACGGAUCGGGAAACGAGCGUGUGGGUCAGUUUCCCUGGAGAAGUAAAGGCGCAUCGGUGA